AGCCCCUCCUUGGGUGCCGUUAUGUGAUACUUGCACACUUUGGCUACCAGUUUUAACACGUGUCCGUCUGUCUGUCUGUCUGUUCAUCCCACAGCACUGCAAGAGAGGGGGAUUAGAGCACUCAGGAUGGGGGAUGGAAGGAGCUCCAAUACUGCAGGAGUUACGGAUUUAUUUCAGCACCAGGGAGCUCUGGAGCUCCUAGUCUUCAACUUUCUUCUCAUCUUAACUAUCCUCACCAUCUGGCUCUUUAAGAACCGUCGGUUUAGGUUUUUACAUGAAACAGGAGGGGCUAUGGUCUAUGGCUUGGUGAUGGGUCUAAUCAUACGUUACGCUACAAAACCAUUUGAACCAGACAGCGAGACGGUGUUUGAAUGUGAAAGUCUGAAAAGCAACCCUUUACUGCUUCAUAUAAAUGUCACAAACAAAGUCUAUGAGUAUGAGUACAGAGGAGAAAUAAACAAGAACAAUAUGAACAGUUUCCAAGGAAACUCCAUACUGCAAAAGAUGACCUUCAACCCAGAGGUUUUCUUCAAUGUACUCUUGCCGCCUAUUAUAUUCCAUGCUGGAUACAGUUUAAAGAAGAGACAUUUCUUCCGGAAUUUGGGAUCUAUUUUAAUGUUUGCCUUUCUGGGUACAGCCAUCUCUUGCAUUGUGAUUGGGUUGAUAAUGUAUGGUUUUGUUAAAGCCAUGAUGCGGCUGGGACAAAUACAAAUUGGUGACUUUCACUUCACAGACUGUUUAUUUUUUGGCUCUUUGAUGUCUGCUACUGAUCCAGUGACCGUACUGGCUAUAUUCCAUGAACUACACGUGGAUACAGAUCUUUACACACUGCUAUUUGGGGAAAGUGUCCUGAAUGAUGCUGUUGCUAUUGUCCUGACGUAUUCCAUAUCCAUUUACAGACCGAAGGAGAAUCCAAAUGUAUUUGAUGCUGCAGCAUUCUUCCAGUCUGUGGGCAAUUUCCUGGGGAUUUUUGCUGGUUCGUUUGCAAUGGGCUCUGCUUAUGCUGUUGUCACAGCUUUGAUAUCAAAAUUUACUAAGCUGUGCGAGUUUCCGAUGCUGGAGACUGGGCUAUUUUUUCUACUUUCGUGGAGUGCCUUCUUAUCAGCAGAAGCAGCAGGACUCACAGGUAUUGUUGCUGUUCUAUUUUGUGGUGUCACACAGGCUCAUUACACCUACAAUAACCUAUCAGAAGAGUCAAAGCUGAGAACCAAACAGCUCUUUGAAUUCAUGAAUUUUUUGGCAGAGAACUUUAUCUUCUGUUAUAUGGGCCUAGCUUUGUUUACAUUCCAGAAUCAUAUAUUUAACGCUCUCUUCAUAUGUGGUGCCUUCAUCUCUAUAUUUGUAGCGAGAGCCUGUAACAUAUAUCCACUUACCUUUUUCCUGAAUUUGGGACGGAAAAAAAAGAUCCCACGGAACUUUCAACAUAUGAUGAUGUUUUCAGGUUUACGAGGAGCAAUAGCGUUUGCUUUAGCUAUUCGUGACACAGACUCUCAGCCGAAGCAAAUGAUGUUCACUACAACACUGCUUAUAGUGUUCUUUACAGUGUGGGUGUUUGGAGGUGGAACCACCCCAAUGCUGACAUGGCUACAAAUCAGGGUGGGUGUGGAUCCAGACCAGGACUUAAAAGAAGAAGAUACAGGAAAUCAGAGGCCAGAAACCCAGAAUAAAAGCUCGACAAAGGCAGAGAGUGCUUGGCUGUUCAGGAUAUGGUAUGGCUUUGAUCACAAAUACCUUAAGCCGAUCCUAACACAUACGGGACCUCCACUUACCAGCACAUUGCCGCAGUGGUGUAAUCCCAUUGCUCAGCUGCUGACAAGUCCCAAAGCCUAUGGGGAGGAGCUGAAGGAUGAUGAUACGGACUGCAUUGUAAACCACGAUGAACUGACCACCACUUAUGAAGAAAGAGCUUCCAAUCUAUUUCCAGUUGUGGAACAGCCAAGCAAAUCAGGGGAGUCCGCUCAGAUGGAUGGCACAGAAAAUGUGCAUGAAGGAGAUCUUGGUUUGGGAGGAUAUGAAUUUAAACUUGAUAUUGCUUCCAAUCAGCAGGAUACAUCAAGAGGAACCAUGUAUUAAUGGUAGUGUGUUGUUAAGGAAAAGUAUAUUUUGUUCGUGUAAGGUGCCUUUAGUCUUAAAGGGACACUAUAGUCACCAGAACCACUACAGCUUAAUGUAGUAGUUCUGGUGUCUAUAGCAUGUCCCUGCAGGCUUUUGUGUAAAUGCUGCCUUUUCGGAAAACAAUGCAGUGUGUACAUUGCUGCCUAGUAAUACCUAUAGUGUCAUUUACUCAGACAGCCACUAGAGGUGCUUUUUAGUCCAGUUCUGCAUAGUGUGCAGCACUGGCGUUCAUUUUCUCAACGCUCUGCGUGGAGACGUUGAAUGUCCCCCAUCGAUUCAGUGCAUCUCUGUGAGGAGAUGCGGUUUGGUGCGGCACAUGCACAAUAGCCUUCCAAUGGGAAAGCAUUGAAUUGCCUGAGAUCAUCAAGAUUGAUGAUCUCAGAAAUGGAGGCAUACGCAGACAAAGCCAGCUGCUGCAAGACCUAAGAUCGCAGGGGGACCAGUCACCUAAACAGAACUUUAGUUUCAGGAGUAAAUGUUUGUAUUCCUGACACUAUAGUUUUCCUUUAAAUUAAAAUAAAUAUACCAAAGAAGCACAUAGAAACCUUUUUAAGGGGCUAAAUAAAUCGUAACCCAAUUAGCACAAGCAGAGCCAUACAUGCAUACAUUCCAUAGACCAUUAAUGUCCCUUGAAACUGUGACUCUACCGGUUUCUAUUAUUCCCCUGGUCAUCUAUGCAUAUAGUGAUAAAGAAACACUUAUGACCGGGGUUGCUAACAUUUUAAAUUAGUCUCAGACAUCCAGGUAUUAUAAGUAAUACGGAAGCGAUUUCUCAAGGAUUGGCUUUGUUAUGCCAGUGAUGUUAAAUUUCCAUGGCACACAGUUUAAUAGUAACAUUGACUAUACUACCUUCCUUCACAAUAUAAACAGAACAAUCAGAUUAAUUACAGUGAUUGAAGGCAAUGUCUUAUGUUAGUACUGGUUUACUAUACAAGAGUUCUCUUUAUAGAGCCACGGUCUUAUAUCCGUUUACUUAGGGUGAAUAUGAGAAUCUCCAGAAAGAGUGUACAUGUAUACCCAAAUCAUUCAAAUUAGAAUACAUUCAAGUUCCACGAGACAAAUGUCCCCAUGAAGGCUAUUAUAGUAUUUUAAUAUUAUAGAUUAGAGAAAAUCCACCAGUAUGCAUACGUGUCCAACAUCACUUGUACAUAAACCAAAAUGGAACGUGAGCAAGGCACAGACUAAAUUUCCUAAACAUUUUACCAUUCACUCUGCCUUUAUAUCAGAUUACCAAACCUUUAUUUUGAAAACAUGCAGAUAUUAUUAUGCAACUGUAUUAUGCACUGGAGUACUACCAAAACUAAUAAAAAAAAGAGAUAUGAGAAAAAAACAAACCUGCAGAUAUCCAGUUCCCCUGACAGCAAAGUAUAUAUACACAUACCUCCCAAAUGUCCCUCUUUAGGAGGGACAGUCACUAUUUUGGGUGCAAAUCCCUCUGUGUCCCUCUUUUCUAUCCUAAUGCCCCCCUUUUCUUGGUGUUCAAUAUUGUUGGUGUGUCUGAGAGUAUAACAGAGAUCCACAGCAAUAAUAAUCACAGUAAUGUGUCUUUAAAUUGCAAUAAGUUUGUUGAGAAAUCACUCUGAAUAAAUAAGAUACAUUGUUUUUGUUCUUAAUAUUUUAGCUGGACAAAUUGUCAUUAGUAAGUCAGCCCUCCCAUAGCCACAGCCCCAAUCAAACCCACUAAAAUUAAAGAGUCCCUUUUUUGUAUAUUUGAAAUGUUGGGAGGUAUGUAUACAUUCACUCAAACAAUCACAAAUACUAUCAUCAGACCUAGAUAAACACAGAAUUCAUCCAUAGCGUUAGAAAUCACUGCCUCAUUCCAAGUCUCUUGGCCAGUAAGCAUCAUAUGUUCUAUUUCCUCCAAGCUGUGGCUACUACAGCAGUUUUGAGUUUACAACACAAAGCUAUUAUUGGUUUUAC
Molecule: messenger RNA, 4035 nt
Organism: Pelobates fuscus (common spadefoot toad)
Lineage: Eukaryota; Metazoa; Chordata; Amphibia; Anura; Pelobatidae
Gene: SLC9A9
Product: solute carrier family 9 member A9
Exons: 16
Coding region: 127-2073 (648 amino acids)
Biological process (GO): proton transmembrane transport; potassium ion transmembrane transport; sodium ion import across plasma membrane
Cellular component (GO): plasma membrane; recycling endosome
Molecular function (GO): potassium:proton antiporter activity; sodium:proton antiporter activity
Source: RefSeq, a predicted model, not a curated record